This is a messenger RNA of Pseudophryne corroboree (corroboree frog), 2627 nucleotides long. RefSeq names its product zinc finger and BTB domain containing 26 (gene ZBTB26). Gene Ontology annotation, biological process: regulation of transcription by RNA polymerase II. The record is from RefSeq and is a predicted model, not a curated record. The transcript has 2 exons. The coding region runs from base 253 to 1464 and encodes 403 amino acids. Lineage: Eukaryota; Metazoa; Chordata; Amphibia; Anura; Myobatrachidae. Gene Ontology annotation, molecular function: RNA polymerase II cis-regulatory region sequence-specific DNA binding; protein binding; DNA-binding transcription factor activity, RNA polymerase II-specific.
GGGGGAGUUUCACAAUGAUGCAAUUUCCGGUGCGACUGUGAGUGUGAAGAAGCUGUGGCUGGAGGCAGCAGUUGCUGUGCACUGAGGAAGGAUGGAUCUUUGUAUGAUGUCUCUGCCUAGCUUCAAGGGAGAGGAACAUAAAUAAGCCGGUCAUGGUGUGCAUUUACAGACAGUCAGGAAUGAUGUUGAAAUCAACCAUGCUGUGUAUGUGAUAGCCUGAUGGGAUAGGUCCUCAAAGCUACAGAACCGAACAUGUGUGAGACAUCGGGAAUCCUCCGCUUCAAACUUGAUAAUCAUGGGGACUCCAUGUUGGGAAGAAUGAAUGCUCUGAGAGAGCAGAGCAAAUUCUGUGAUGUCACUGUGCAUAUUGAUGAUGUUAAGGUACCAGGACACAGGGUGGUGUUUGCAGCUGGUUCCCCAUAUUUAAGGGACCAAUUCCUGCUCAGUAAUUCCCAGGAAGUUCAUAUUUCCAUACUGCAGAACUCCGAAGCCGGCAAACAUCUGCUGCUGUCCUGUUAUACUGGUAUCCUUGAGUUCCCUGACAUGGAGCUUGUCAACUACUUAACAGCUGCCAGCUUUCUGCAGAUGAGUCAUGUGGUAGAGAGAUGCACACAGGCCUUGUGGAAGUUCAUUAAGCCUAGGCAAACUCCAGAAAGUAAGACUGAAGAAGAAGAAACCACAGGAGCAGCAGAAGUUCUAGAGCCAGAAGAGGAAACGGAGGACUCCCUGCAGCCAGAUUCUCCAGUUGCCAGCAACUCUGAAGACAGCCUAGACAAUGAUGACAUUAAGAUUGUCAAGGUUGAGUCUAUAGGCGAAGCAUCUAGUGACAAGGCAAAGGUAAGCCAAAGCCAAUAUAUGUCCUCGGAACCAACUACUUUACAUUCCUUGGAGCCUCAACAUUCCCUUAUUAAUUCUACUGUAGAAAACCGAGCUGUAGAGACAGACAGCAACCCUACACAUAAUUAUACAGUGUCUGAUAACAGCAGUGACAACAUGGGGCCAUCUGUUAAAGAACUUUUUGGGCCAAGCAAUAGGAUUAUGGACAAGACUCUGCAGUGGCAUCAUCAGUGUCCCAAGUGCACUAGAGUAUUUCGCCAUUUAGAAAAUUAUGCCAACCAUUUAAAAAUGCACAAACUGUUCAUGUGUUUACUAUGUGGAAAAACAUUCACACAGAAAGGCAACUUGCACAGGCACAUGCGGGUACAUGCGGGCAUCAAACCUUUUCAGUGCAAGAUAUGCGGCAAAACGUUUUCCCAAAAAUGUUCUCUUCAGGACCACCUGAACCUGCACAGUGGGGACAAACCUCACAAAUGCAACUACUGUGAUAUGGUCUUUGCACACAAACCUGUACUGAGGAAACACCUUAAACAGCUUCAUGGCAAAAACAGCUUUGACAAUGCCCACGAGAGGAGCACUCAAGACGUCAGUAUGGACUUUGAUACUUAUGCUCAUGAUGGAAAUUAAAUAAUUACUCCGAGUCUACACAUAAAAAAAGGGGAAUUUUUUCUGCAUUUUGGGAUUUUACACAGUGGGUUUAAUGUUGGAGAUUUCAGUAACCUUUAUUGAUCAGAAAUAUGAGAGGUCUUAUUGGUUCAUGUUGUAAAUGACGGUGUUGGCAUAAACAAAUCAAUAGAUGGGUAGCUUGCAGAGGAGGACUCUAACCUGGUUGUGUUGUGCUGUACAUGUUCCUAUUAUCUGUGGCCGACAGCCUAUUAAUCUUUUCUUCUUUAUUUUCACCUCCCAUUGUACAUUAACAAAUGCUUCUGUAUUUUGAUACUUCAGAAGUGUAGUUGUUCCAUCUACUCCUUCACUCUCAGUAUAAAUGUUCCCACUCAAACACACAUGGGCCCUCAUUCCGAGUUGUUCGCUCGGUAUUUUUCAUCGCAUCGCAGUGAAAAUCCGCUUAGUACGCAUGCGCAAUGUUCGCACUGCGACUGCGCCAAGUAACUUUACUAUGAAGAAAGUAUUUUUACUCACGGCUUUUUCUUCGCUCCGGCGAACGUAAUGUGAUUGACAGGAAAUGGGUGUUACUGGGCGGAAACACGGCGUUUCAGGGGCGUGUGGCUGAAAACGCUACCGUUUCCGGAAAAAACGCAGGAGUGGCCGGAGAAACGGUGGGAGUGCCUGGGCGAACGCUGGGUGUGUUUGUGACGUCAACCAGGAACAACAAGCACUGAAAUGAUCGCACAGGCAGAGUAAGUCUGGAGCUACUCUGAAACUGCUAAGUAGUUAGUAAUCGCAUUAUUGCGAAUACAUCGGUCGCAAUUUUAAGAAGCUAAGAUUCACUCCCAGUAGGCGGCGGCUUAGCGUGUGUAACUCUGCUAAAUUCGCCUUGCGACCGAUCAACUCGGAAUGAGGGCCAUGAUUCCUAAGCUUCAGUCACUAAAAUGGGAAGCCAAGGGCAUUGAGGUAAAAUAUAAGGGUUAAGGGCCCUAUACAUGUAAAAGAUGUGUGCUGAGCGAGGCGGGGGAGGACGGGGGGCCGCUCAUACUUUAUAAUAUAAUUUUAUUUAUAUAGCUCUCUUUCUUCAACAGGACACAAUGCGCUUUACAGGCAUCAAAACAUCAAAUGUACACGGUACAGAAGAUUUAAGUAAUACAGUAAUAAACAAGCCACACAGACAAAAA